This is a messenger RNA of Hymenoscyphus albidus, 834 nucleotides long. Lineage: Eukaryota; Fungi; Ascomycota; Leotiomycetes; Helotiales; Helotiaceae. The record is from the annotation of a GenBank genome assembly.
AUGUUGAUUCCCAACGUCUUCGUCGCUGCGGCGGCUCUUUCCACCUUGGUUGCCGGAAUCCCUCUUCGUCCAAAUCAGCUCUUAGAAAGAACAGCAUCAUCAAACAUAGCAACCGAAGUUGAUCAAGAAGCUCUUUCACUUUCAAGGAGACUACCAGACAAUAAGCAAGCAAGCGAAGAGAAUCUUUCAAAGAGGGCCACCUCAGCACCAUUGGGGGGUGUAAUCAAACCACUCCUUGACCCCAAAAAACCUUCGGUCCCGAAGCCCGCGCCAAAACCAAAGCCUGCACCGGCAAAGCCACUCUACCCCGGUCUAGUACUUCCAGGACCAGGAAGUUUCCGAAUCGAUGCCUGGCAUCCACCAAAGAAAUGGUAUGAACUAGGCGGCCCAAGGCCAAGGCACCCAGCUAGAUUAGCCAGAGGCCUACGAUCCAAGGUGGACAAGCGGAAAUCAGCCGGCAAAUUUAUUCGAAAGUGGGACGAUGAUUCAAGCGGAGAGACUCUUCCAAAGAAACCAUCUGCCAUACUCUCUCGCGAGGCUGAACCGAAAAAGAGGGGGCUUCCAGGCGGCAAGGAUUGGGUCACCGAGAUCAAAAAUAUGCCACCGUUCGACCCAAAGAAAUACCAAAAGAAACCUGCUCCGAAGCCUGCUCCAAAGCCUGCUCCAAGGAAGCCUUACGACAGAAAAGAGCUUUUCGAAAAAACUUCUAAAUACCCUAUUCCCAAGGCACAAAAGCCCCCAGACCCAUGGGAUUUCCGCAAGAUGAAGAAGAAGAACAAGAAGGCUCCGGGAGUUGGGUUGGGAUUGCCAGAUACCGCGCCAGCUUUGCAUUAG